GCAAAAAAGCUGCAAAAAUUUGAGGCCAAGAAAGAGGGCUGGUUAAAAAACCAAAAAAAAAAUAAAACCACCUCACAUGUCAUGGAUGAGGCAUCUGUGUUGCUGGAAAAAUUGCAGACACUGGGACACAGAGCUGUAGUGAUUGUUGCCAAACCAGGCAAAAAGCCUGCCACUUGGCACACACAGGUUGUGCACCCCAAGUGGCAGUUGACGGCUCAAGCUGCAAAGUGCCUUGAUAGAAUGAAGGCCCUAUUUGAGUUGCUGAUCACUGGUUGGACAAACCAGCAGCCCUCCACCGGCUCAGCCAUCCAGCCCUCCACUGCCACUGCCAUCGAGCCCUCGACCUCUGUCGUCCAGCCCUCCACUGCCACUGCCAUCGAGCCCUCGACCUCUGUCGUCCAGCCCUCCACUGCCACUGCCAUCGGCCCCUCGACCUCUGUCGUCCAGCCCUCCACUGCCACUGCCAUCGAGCCCUGGACCUCUGUCGUCCAGCCCUCCACUGCCACUGCCAUCGGCCCCUCGACCUCUGUCGUCCAGCCCUCCACUGCCACUGCCAUCGAGCCCUGGACCUCUGUCGUCCAGCCCUCCACUGCCACAGCCAUCGAGCCCUCGACCUCUGUCGUCCAGCCCUCCACUGCCACUGCCAUCGACCCCUUGACCUCUGUCGUCCAGCCUCCGCUGCCAUCCUGCCCUCCUACCAUCAAACCUUCCACCUGUCCUGGCAUCCAUCCCUCUACCACGCAUCAUGGCAUUCAGCCCACCACCAGUCCUGAGCACACAGUUGCUAAAAAGAACCAGGGUUUGCCUCCGAAGAAGAAACCAAGGAAAGAUUCACCUGGAGAAUGCAGCCAUAUGAUCGGGGGAAAGGACCAGUAUUAUCCAGUGAAGCGCGUCGUAAAGACGAAAAUGCAGAAGGGGAAGCAAAUGGAGUUGGUGGAGUGGGAGCCCUGUUCCAUGUGUGGAAAGAUGUGGCCUCUGCAGUGGGUGGCAAAGGAAAACACAAAAGAUGACACCUAGACAUCUUCACACACGCACCCGCACGCAUGCACACAAACACACACACACACACACACAUAAACACCAAGCACUUUUGU
This is a messenger RNA of Myripristis murdjan (pinecone soldierfish), 1094 nucleotides long. Its product is annotated as gibberellin-regulated protein 14-like. Bases 82 to 1017 code for a protein of 311 amino acids. NCBI's taxonomy places the organism in Eukaryota, Metazoa, Chordata, Actinopteri, Holocentriformes, Holocentridae. The record is from RefSeq and is a predicted model, not a curated record. The transcript has 7 exons.